GCACCUGCAGCUGCUGGCGGGAAAUCGAAACUCAAGCUGUUGAAACCGCUGCCCCUGCCCUUUCGAAUCUCAUCUCGAGACUCCCGAGGCGUCCCAGCCCGCGUUCCCGCCGCAGCGGCGGUCGGGCACCCGCGGACUCAGAGCUAUGUUCACCCGCACUCCGGUGGUGGGCUCCGGGCUCGGCGCCCCCCCCGCCCCCCGCCCGGCCCGGGACCCCUCCGGGCGGCCUCGGGAGCCGGGCCAGCUGCAAGGUCCCAGACCGGGUUCGCAGGCGACCCCCCAGAGCCCUUCGCAGGAGAGCCCACGGCUCGCCGGCCAGCGGUACACAGGCGCAUAUACCUUGAUAACACCAAAUGAAAACCGAAGAAAUCAGAUACAAAGGAUUGCUGAGAAAGAGCUGGAAAAUCUUGAGAAGUGGAAAGAACAACAACGAGCGAAGCCUGUUACCCUGGUCCCAAGGCGCUUAGGUGGAAGCCAAUCGGAAGCUGAAGUCAGGCAGAAACAACAACUCCAACUGAUGCAAUCGAAAUACCAACAAAAGCUAAAAAGAGAAGAAUCUGUAAGAAUCAAGAAGCAAGUGGAAGAGGCCAGAAUACAACAGAUGAAGGCAGUUCAGAGACAGAAGAGCAAUAAACUAGAGGAGAAAAAAAGACUUCAAGAAAACCUCAGAAGAGAAGCAUUUAGAGAGCACCAGCAGUACAAAACUGCGGAGUUCCUGAACAGACUGGACACAGAGUUGCCAGAUAGAAGUACCUGUCAAAAGGCUCUUCAUGACUCACAGUCUUCAACUUGGAAACUUCCUGUCCUGCCUGGGAAUCCUACCUCGGCCAGAAGCUGGGCUUACAAGCAUUCUCUAAAGGAAGAAGAAAAUAAGAAAUUGCAAAAGAUGAAGGAGGAACAACGUCAGAAGAGUGAAUUACUGGAAUUUAACCGGCAGCAACAGGAGGAAGAGAGAACCAGAACCCACCAGGCUGAACACAAGAGGGUAAAUAAUGCUUUUCUGGACCGACUCCAAGGCAAAAGUCAACCAGGUGGCUUCGAGCACUUUGGAGGCCAUUGGAAUAUGAAUAGUGGUAACAGCUGGGAUGUAUGAGAAAUAUUUACUUACAUCUGUCCUUUGUCAACGGACCUUGAAGAACAUCACUCAAUGCUUUUCCUUCAUGCUGCUUUGUUUAUCCUUACUGUUUUCACCUUGACUUCAACUGCCCACUCACUCAGCUGAACACGUGGGAAUGACCCGUUUUCCCCUGUCAUUAUUUACACGUGCUUGCAGGAGCUGAUUGCUGAGCUCAUGCUUAAUUUCUACUUCCAGUGAAAUGUUGCACUGUUUUUCUCAUUGGUUUCACGUCUUAUUGGAAGUAUAAUUACAGCCAUGUUAGUAAGAUGAAAAAGGAGGGAAUCAUUUGCUGCUUUCAGGUGUAUAAGAGCUAUACGGGUGCUACAGGCUUAUCUCUCUGAGUAGCUAACUCUUACGUAAUUCUCAGAUCAGGUUUGGGGAAUCUUGGGCAUUUUUUUUUGGAUUUUAAGCUCUACUUAAUCCAGGGUACAAACUUGAGAAAAAGAUAAAAAAUAAAUCUUUUAUAUUCUUUUGAACACACUUUUAAAUAAAUUUUGAAAUACUUCUGUGUAAA
This is a messenger RNA of Herpailurus yagouaroundi (jaguarundi), 1631 nucleotides long. RefSeq names its product epithelial stromal interaction 1 (gene EPSTI1). NCBI's taxonomy places the organism in Eukaryota, Metazoa, Chordata, Mammalia, Carnivora, Felidae. The record is from RefSeq and is a predicted model, not a curated record. Bases 146 to 1093 code for a protein of 315 amino acids. The transcript has 12 exons.